CCCGAUUUUGCUGCUUCGUUUCUAUAAAGCCCCCCUGGAGGACGUGUCAACAGGAAUGUUGCCAGUAUCCCCUUGUUCCAUUUCAUUUUCACUUGGAACGGACACCAUGGGCGGUUCUCUAUCUCGCACACCUCCCUUAACCGAGGCCAAUCUCCCCGACCAGAGUGGAAAGGUCUUCAUAGUGACCGGGGCAUCCUCGGGGUAUGGCCUUAUCCUCGCCACAAUCCUCUACCAGCGGAACGGCAAGGUAUACCUCGCAGCUCGCGACACUACCAAGCUCCAGCAGAUAGCCGACGACCUCAAGCAGCGCUUUCCAGCCUCCACAGGGCAAGUCCACUUCUUCCACCUCGAUCUCUCGGAUCUAUCAACAAUCAAAAAGUCCGCGGAAGAAUUCCUCGCCAAAGAGGAUAAACUGCAUGUGCUAUGGCACAAUGCUGGCGUCAUGAUUCCGCCUCAGGGCUCGAAGACGAAGCAGGGGUUCGAGUUACAGCUGGGGACAAAUAAUCUUGGGCCCUUUCUGCUAAACAAGUUUCUCUAUCCGACUCUGGCCAAGACGGCAGCUGUCUCUCCGCCUAAUUCUGUUCGUGUUGUCUGGGUGUCGGCACCCAUCGUCUGGAGGGCCCCGAAGCCGGCUAUUGACUUUGGUAACCUUGACUAUAAGAACGACGAGGGCGCCUGGACGAAGUACGCGCGCAGCAAGGCAGGGAACGUGCUACACUCUGUAGCCCUCGCACGACGGGCCAAGGAUGAUGGCGUUGUGAGUGUGUCAAUCGACCCCGGAGUCGCCAUAACCAGUUUGCAGCGGUCGAUGCCCAAGCUGGUGCUCCUCCUCGUCCGCCUCUUUUUGGCACAGAACCCCGAGAUUGGCGCCUAUACCGAGCUGUAUGCUGGUCUCCAAGCGGACCUCGAUGUCCAGAAACCUGCGCAGUGGAUCGUCCCUCCAGGUAAGCUUGUAGACUGCCGCCGCGACCUCUUCGAGCAAGAAAUCAGUGAGAAGUUCUGGGAAUGGAGUGAAGAGCAGGUGAAGCCUUAUCUAUAG
Messenger RNA from Aspergillus calidoustus, 1039 nucleotides. Lineage: Eukaryota; Fungi; Ascomycota; Eurotiomycetes; Eurotiales; Aspergillaceae. The record is from the annotation of a GenBank genome assembly.